CUCCCCGGCCCGCGCAAUGGUCCAGAUGAAGACACAGGAAAGAAAUCGGGGGCUGUCAUUCGUAUGUAUUUGACACGUCAUUUGCGACGACACAUGCAUGAUGAAUCAUGAUCAAUCAUCUGAAAUGAUCUUUGAUUCUAAACAUCAUCAUGCAGCAAGGCCCACAAUUAGGCUUGUACGGUUUCAUGAUCUCUAUCAUCUCCGGCUUGCGGUACUUAACCGCCAAUUCCCAGGGCGUGUAGUAUUUAUAGGCAGAGCAAAUCCCCUGAUCUCCGUUGUCAUGAGAUGAGAUGAGCACAUCACUCACUGAACCCAUCGAAAUGAUGUGACCAUUUAUGUGUACUCACCGCUCUUUUCUUGAUGUCCAGGAGAGCACCACCACCACCCCACUCGAGCCUUCGAGAAUGACACAUACACAGUGAGAGGAGAAGUUGGUUACAGUCAUAUGUGUCGCUCACAGCUGAGACACAGCUGCAGGCUGGUCAUUGAGCACAGCACAAUGGAGUGCCGUGAAGGCGCCGUG
Molecule: messenger RNA, 523 nt
Organism: Vitrella brassicaformis
Lineage: Eukaryota; Vitrellaceae
Source: the annotation of a GenBank genome assembly